AUGGCUCAUCGAAUACCCUUCUUAACUGUUUGGCUAGUGUAUCUCGCUUUUGCGAAUGGGAGAACUGUUGAAAACAAUCGUCCAACAUUAUUUCCUUAUGGAAAGACGUUGGUCUAUGAUUACCAUGGAAGUGUGAAAGCUGGAUCAACGGAAGGGCCAUUUAACUCUCAAUACAUACUUCAUGGAAAAUUCUACAUCACUCAUUAUACCAGUGAUACAAGUGUUAAAAAUGCUUUCAUCGCAACUUUCAAACAUUUAACUACUGAUCUUCACAAUGGAAAAUCUUCUGAGCAAACUCCGUCUUUCACUUCUAUUCCUCAAGUUGCCAAAGUAAUUGAAGAGCCAUUUCUCAUGAUUUUCAAUAAAUGGAAUCAACUUGAAAGUAUAAAGAUGUCUGAAUAUGAACCUGUUUGGUCAAAGAACAUGAAGUUUGCAUGGGCUUCGAUGCUUCAACUGAAUUUUGAAAAAAUGUCGUUUGAAUUACCAGCAAAAAUUCAAAGUUUCGUUAUCCCAGAGAAAACAAUUCAUGGUCAAUGUAAAACCACGUAUGACAUUCACGUCAAGUACCCGGCUCCCAAUGAUACCCCUACUUUUGUAGUUACUAAAUUUUCGUCACCGACUGAAUGCAGCAACUUUGCACGUUCUACUUUCGAUUAUGUUGAUGUUAUAGCUUGUGCACAGCCUGCAGAGGAAAAACUGAACACGGCUAGUACGAAAGUUUAUGAAAUUGAAAAAAAAGAUGAUAAUACCCUUUUACUUCGGAAGCUUAUUGCUCAUGGCGAAAUUAAUAACUUCCCAUUCUAUCACAAACAUAUAGCUCAUUACGUUUCGUAUAACGCUGAAUUCAUUUUUGCGAAAAUUGAACCGUCAACUGAGUACACAUCAAACGCAGCUAAUUUCAGCAAAUUACCGUUAAUUACUGACUGGGCUUACGAAUCCCCAAAAACUUAUCAUGCAGGAAAUGCAACUUUGGAUAUUACUAAUGGCCGCCAUUCUGUCGAACAAGAAGUGUUAAAAAGCAAAGUACAAAAUCUGUUGAAAGAAGCCGCGAAUUAUCUCAAAGAAAAUCAUAUUAAAGCUGAUGAACCGAACUGGCAACAUAGCAACGCUAUCAACAAUAUCCUCGAAACUAUGAAGUACUUCGAAAUUUCGUCUUUCGUACAAAUCUUUGCAGAAAUUCGAAAUACUACGACUGGUCAAGACAAAAAUAUAGAGAAUUUGUAUCUCGGUGUGGUAUCUCAAGUGGGAACUACUGCAGCAAAUAUCUUUGUAUUUGAUAUUAUACAACGUGGAGAAGUCACUGAUUUCGUAGCAAUAGAAAUGUUGACAAAGCUUCCUUUCAAUAUUCGUAACCCCACUAAAACUCUUUUAUAUAAGUGGAAGCAUUUCAUGAAUUUUAGUAAAACUCUGGCUCCACGAGUUUAUAAAGCAUACAUUCUCGCCUUCGGUACUAUGGUGUACAGAACAUUCCAAUAUACAACUGAAGACAUUGAAGAGCUUGAAAGAUAUUUGAAUUUCUUCUAUGAUCGCGUUAUUAAUGAACCAACUUACGAGAUGAAGGUUGUUUGGCUCGGAGUUAUCCACAAUGUUCAAGUUGGAAAUAUUUAUAAACUCCUAUCACCAAUUGUUCGCGGCGAAAUUAGCGUAUCUGAACAUCCAGAUUACAUCCGUUUGCUAUCAAUAGGAGCAAUGUUAAGAUCUCUUUAUUCAAAUUACGAUCACGCUAUUGAUCUUCUCUGGCCUAUAAUGACUGACCGCACUCUUCCUCUGAAACUACGUCUUGGAGCAUACAAUAUUCUUCUUCAACAAUCACGUACAAUGACUGAUUUCCUGCGAAUCCACUGGUUCAUGAUCACCGAAACUAAUCAACAUCUUUACAAUUUCCAUUUAACGACCAUCAGAAGUUUUGCAAAUUCAAAAUGUCCAUGUCUAGCAAAAAUGCGAGAAUUUUCAACUAAAAUUUUGCUAUUUACUCACGUUCCCGCUACAGUUUCUCACGAUUUGUCGACUCUGUACGUUAUUGACUCAAUGAAUUCCGAAAGCGAUGGCUUACUGGUCAAAAUUACCGUAGUUCAUGAUGAAUUCACAGAAGUACCCAAAAUUAUUUACAUACAGCAAUUUAUCAUGCAAGAUCAUAAAAUCACCAGCAACUGGGCUCUUUACUUACAACUUGAAGGCAUGAAUAAUAUGUUGAUGCUGUUCAAAAAUGACUUUUUGAAAUUCAUCAAUGGCCCAAUUUCCGAAACCUUCAUUUUUGAUUUCAUUAAAAAAUUUGCAGUUUCUGUGACCUUGUCAUCACAUUCCUUCAUAGACUUACUGUUGUUUUACAGAGAUCAGGCAGUUAUGGUCGAAUACUACGACAAUGAAAGUUUCUUGGGUUUUAAUAAGGACAUUGAAGAAGUUAUUAACAGCUAUCUAACUCCAGUGGCGAAUACUCAAACUGCCAAACAUCAUAAUGAUUUUGUUUCCCAUCACGUAUUCUACCAAAACAUGGAUGAGCAGUAUUUAGUCAGUGACAUGGGAUUACCCGUUGUUAUAAAAUCCUAUUCGCCGGUUGUUUUCUCUUUCCCAAUGAGUAUCAAUAACCAAACGAUGGAUAAUUCUGCGAUAAGUACAAACGUUGGUGCAAAAGUUUGGUUGUUCCAUGAUUAUUCCAUAUCAGUUUAUCAUCCAGUAGUUGAUUCCUGGCACUCUUUUAAGCAGUCAUCUGUUGUCAAUGCCGAUCUUUCUUACCACGCUGAUGUUAAUUACAAUCCUGCUAUAAAGUUUUUGAAAUACUUCAAUCCAAGAUUCUGGGAAAUUAAAUUUACAGAAGCAAAUGUGAUGAUCUACAACAAAAAUACCGUAACUGUCCAAGAAAACGAUGAAAAUUUGACGAUACUGUGUCCGACUUGUAAUGUUGAAAAAAUUAACACUCCAGAAAUGAGUAACAUCACGAAUUCUACUCAAGUCGUAUUUACUGACAAUGAAAAACAAUACGAAAUAACAUCAUUCAAUUGUGAAAGUCAAUCGAACGCAAUCACAAACGAACAAUACAUGGAAAUUUUACCACGUUUGGAAAAAUAUGACAUUAUAUUAUUCCCAAUCAAAUUUCAUAUUAAAAAUUGUGGUAACAUCAUAAAAAUUAAACCAAUUGCAAAUAGAACCUUUUAUACAAUGUAA
Messenger RNA from Microplitis demolitor, 3162 nucleotides. Its product is annotated as vitellogenin-5. The record is from RefSeq and is a predicted model, not a curated record. Lineage: Eukaryota; Metazoa; Arthropoda; Insecta; Hymenoptera; Braconidae. The coding region runs from base 1 to 3162 and encodes 1053 amino acids. Gene Ontology annotation, molecular function: lipid carrier activity. The transcript has 10 exons. Gene Ontology annotation, biological process: lipid transport.